Molecule: messenger RNA, 1251 nt
Organism: Uloborus diversus
Lineage: Eukaryota; Metazoa; Arthropoda; Arachnida; Araneae; Uloboridae
Exons: 2
Coding region: 1-1251 (416 amino acids)
Biological process (GO): DNA repair; DNA alkylation repair
Cellular component (GO): nucleus
Molecular function (GO): dioxygenase activity
Source: RefSeq, a predicted model, not a curated record
AUGUCGAUUCAAAAUCAUGAUCUCAAUCUCCGAGUGUAUGAACAUUUUUACACUCAGUUCGAGUCGGACACCAUUUUUGAAGAACUUUCAUUGCUUCCAUUUAAUAGCAUAUGGGUAACAAUUUAUGGGAGGAAGUAUACUCCAAAACGUAAAUCCUAUGCGUUUGGAGAUGCCGGUGUGGACUAUUGCUAUUCAGGAACAUCCAAUCCUGCCAACGAAUGGACACCACUCAUGGAAAAGAUUCGACGUGACGUUUGCAAGUUUACGGGAAUCGCCUACAACUAUGCACUCAUUAAUUACUAUUCGGAUAGCAGCGUUGGAAUUGGACAACAUAAGGACAACGAAAGUUCGCUCGAUGAAGAUAUUCCAAUUACAGCAUUAAGCUUCGGUGCUACAAGAACUCUACAGUUUGAAAGACGUGGUUAUCCAACAUAUCAUCUGCUCUGCAAACAUGGAGACUUGUACCAGAUGUUAGCUCCGACGAAUAAACACUACACCCAUGGAAUCAAGCCUGAAUAUCAAGUGACAGGUUCUCGAAUAAGUAUUACCUUUCGAAAAAUCAUUGUUAAAACUCGAGAGGAUCCUCUGAAACCUGCUGAUGAUGCGCCCCACCAGUCUGAGAUGUGCGCCCUUGGCAACCCACUCCCGCAGAUGCAGCAUGAUCCACUUCAACAAGUACGUCCCGUCGACGAUGAGAAACCCGAAGAAGUUGAUGUAUCGACGCCCCCGCUGAACGAUGAAUCUGUGGAGCCCCCGCGAAAGCGUGCAAGAUCGCGUAAGCCCUCUUUAGAGUUUUUUGAGCAAGAGUUGCCACCUCUUUCUCACACGCCGCGUAGUGUAUUGAAAGUGACACUUCCGCCUGCUAUGUCACCAACAAAGUUGAUCGAAGAAAACAACUCCCUGCGGAUUCCCGAUGUGAGUGAAGAAACAUCUUUGGAGUCGCCUUCAAUUCUUCCUUCCGAUGACUGGCUGGGCAUAUAUCUAAAAAGUGCAUUUCCCGAAUUUGGAAAGAAACAAUUUUUUGUGUAUGACAUACAAUGUGGAAUACAAAUUAAUAUUUUGUUAGAGACAAAUGGUGAUGUUAAUGUGCAGCUUGAGGAUAUGCUAAAUCAAUCUUCCAUUAAUUUCACCCCUCGUGCAUGGGUUGACUUUACGGAAAAAAUAUGGAGCUUUAACUUUAAAUAUAUCGAAAGCAGUUUCAUCGCCGCCAAUGAAGUGAUGGUUAUUAAUUGUAUAUGUCUGUCUAAAUGA